AUGAAGAAACUUUGGGAAGAACUUAAUACCUUGAAUGCACACCCUCAGUGCAAUUGCACCUGCACUUGUGGAGCUAAGGCAAACAUGCAGAAGGCGGAACAGGAUAGAAUAUUAAUUCAGUUUUUAAUGGGAUUAAAUGAGGUGUACACUGUGGUGAGAGGCAGUAUCUUGAUGAUGAAUCCACUACCCAGCAUCGCACAAGCAUUUUCCAUACUAAUUCAAGAGGAGAAACAGAGGGAAGUUAAGCCACACAAUCAAUUUGUGAUGGAAUCUGCAUCUCUUAAUUCAAGUACAGGAAACAACAGUUUUAGGACCAAUUACAACACAAGUGGAUACAAUACUGGAAAUGUUGGAAACAAUGCAAAUAGAGGAGGAUAUCCUUCGAACAAACCUCGCCUAUUUUGUGAAUACUGUAAGAGGCCAGGACGUAGUAAGGAUAAGUGUUUCAAACACCAUGGGUAUCCUCAGAAUUCAAAGUAUCCUAGCUAUGGUAACAACAAUAAAGGGAAAAGUGUUGCAUCAAAUGUGUUUGGAACACCAAAUGAUGGACCUAAUGCUUCAGAAGUCGAAGGAGAUCAUCAUGAACAGGGAAGACUUAUGCAUCACCUGACUCAAGAGCAAUAUGGACAACUUCUCAACAUUCUGGAAAAGCUCCAAACAGGAAGCGCAGGGGAGAAGCCAGGAGACAUGAAGCUGACUGGAGGAGUUGUGAACUUUGCAGGUACAAUCGCUUGUUCUUCUUCUAUUGAGCAUGAUAAUCAGUUGCGUGAAUGUUCUGAUUCAAAUGUUGAUUCGUGGAUCCUUAAUUCCGGGGCCUCAAACCAUAUGACCUUCAAUAAGAAAUUAUUGUGCAAUGUCAAAACCGUAGUUUAUCCUUACUUAGUUUCCCUAUCCAGUGGAUACAAAGUGAAGGUGACACUCAUUGGUGAUGUGAUCCUUAGUCCAAAGUUCAUUAUGAAAAAAGGCCCUUCACUGAAGAGGCCACUGGAGAUUGGUGAAGUGAAGGACAGCCUUUACUUUCAUUAUCUCUGGGGUCCCUAUCACAUUCCAACUUAUGAUGGAUACAAGUAUUUCAUUACCCUUGUAGAUGAUUACAGUAGGUCCACACGGACACAUCUUCUCACUUGCAAGAGCAAUGCCUUGCACAUUAUCAAAGCCUUUGUUGCUAUGGUAGAAAAUCAACUCCAGACUACCAUCAAAACAGUUAGGACAGAUAAUGAUCUGGAGUUUGUCAAUGCUUCCAGCACCAUUUACAAUAUGGUGUCACCAACACUUGUAUCAGGGAACCAAGUCUCUGGAAAUGCCCAGGAUACAGCUGAAUAUAAUAUCCCAUCCCUACAGUUUCAAGACCAAAAUAGCCCACUUAAUACUGCUAGUUCAUCUGAUUCUAGCCAACAUACUCCAAUCUUACCUCUAGAAAAUACUAGACCACCCAGAAUUCACAAACCACCCACAUACUUGAAGGAUUAUGUGUAUACACUACCCAACCAACCUGUGAAUACCUCACCUCAAGAUGAACAAAGCACUUCUUCUUUGUCCUUCAAUACCUUUAUUCCUGAUGUGCAACCUAUUGACCUUAGAGCUCUGGCUACUGAUAGUCAACAUUUGAUAAAGAAUGUAUCACAAGAUUGUGAACCUGUCUCAUAUGAGGAAGCAACUGUUGUACCUGCAUGGCAAACAACAAUGACUCAAGAAUUUGAGGCAUUGUACACCAAUAACACUUGGGAUUUAGUGCCACUUCCAGCUGGAAAGAGGGCCAUAUGA
This is a messenger RNA of Nicotiana attenuata, 1764 nucleotides long. RefSeq lists its product as uncharacterized. Lineage: Eukaryota; Viridiplantae; Streptophyta; Magnoliopsida; Solanales; Solanaceae. Bases 1 to 1764 code for a protein of 587 amino acids. Gene Ontology annotation, molecular function: nucleic acid binding. The record is from RefSeq and is a predicted model, not a curated record. The transcript is spliced from 4 exons.